Messenger RNA from Esox lucius (northern pike), 4435 nucleotides. It is a transcript of the gene pard3bb, whose product is annotated as par-3 family cell polarity regulator beta b. Lineage: Eukaryota; Metazoa; Chordata; Actinopteri; Esociformes; Esocidae. Gene Ontology annotation, molecular function: phosphatidylinositol binding; protein binding. The record is from RefSeq and is a predicted model, not a curated record. Gene Ontology annotation, biological process: establishment of cell polarity; establishment or maintenance of epithelial cell apical/basal polarity; microtubule cytoskeleton organization. The coding region runs from base 505 to 4104 and encodes 1199 amino acids. The transcript is spliced from 23 exons. Gene Ontology annotation, cellular component: apical plasma membrane; apical junction complex; adherens junction.
AUGGACUCAAGCUUGAAUGAGCCUAGAAAUCAUCAUGUUAAUAAUGCCACGUGGUCAUAGAUUUAAUUAAUUUAAUGUUAUUUGUUUCAUGACAUUCACUUAGUGCACCAUAUAUACGUGAACGCUUAUUUUCAUCUGUAUUUUGGUAACUUGAAACGGCUACUAUAACUGAAAGCAGGACGAUGUGGCGUGACGGAGUCUUCUACUUGAAAUAGGGCACUGUCCCUUUUACGAUGUGACAGCAAGAAGUUGUAGUUUGUUGGAACAGGUCAGGGGCAGAAAGAAAUUGGGAACUAUAGCUAGAGUUAGCUAAGAAAGUAUACGAACGAUAACCUUUUACACACAUCUAUAUAUAUUGUCGGUGCUGCCGUGGGAAUCGAACACGAAAACGGAAUAGUGAUCAUCCACGAGAAAGAGGAGGAGGAAUUUGCCGCAAGGAAAACUUGAGGAAAAGUGAUGCCCAAGCCAGCCUUUACUACUCUUGGAUGAAGACCCAGCAUCAUCAUGAAAGUGACUGUGACAUUCGGGCGGACUGGUGUCGUGGUGCCAUGUAAGGAUGGAUGGACUGUUCGUGAUCUCAUCCAACAAGCCACACAGAGAUACAGGAAAUUAUUGGAACAGGAGGGGGACUUUCUGGUUCGGACUCACCAUGUGGAGUACUGUGAUGGGGGCAUCCUAGACCCUGAUGACACCCUGAGCGACCUGCUGGAGGACAGAGACAAGCUCAUGGCUGUGUAUGAAGAGCAGGAGGCCCAGCAGAGAGGGACUGUGAGUCCUGGAGGAGCAGAAGGAAUAGGGAGGCCCAGCCCCAACCAAGACCCUUAUGAGUCUGAACUCUCCGUCUUCCAGCCAAUCAGAGGAGGAGAGAUAGAAGUCAACUCCUCCACUCUCAAGUCCAACACUCCUCUGUUGGUGAGGAGCAGCAGUGAUUCUGCCCUGAGCCCCCCGUUGGAGACCCCACAUCACGGCCUCCCUCAGGACCCCCCCUGCAGACCCCGUGCUCCCCCGAUGGGGGUGGAGCAUGGACAGGGGGUGGAGCAUGGACAUGGGGUGGAGCAUGGACUGGGACUUGACCACACAGCCGAACCGACAGAGGACGUCUCCAAACUGAACUCCACCUCCCUCAGCCUGACCAAGACAGUGGAGAUCUCAGGAGAACAUGGUCCUCUGGGGAUCCACGUGGUUCCUUAUGUGUCCUCCCUCAGUGGACGGGCUCUGGGCCUGCACAUUCGUGGUGUAGAGGAGAACAGUCGCUCGAAGAGAGAAGGAAUCUUCCAGGACGAUGAGUGCAUUGUUAAAAUCAAUGAGACUGAGUUAAUGGACAAAUCCUUUACCCAGUCACAGGAAGUGUUCCGUCAGGCUAUGCGGUCCCCUGUGGUACGCCUGGAAGUAGUUCCUGUCUUCAACAGGGAGAGGUACGAGAAGAGUCUGAUUGGUCAGCUCUUCAACCAUUCCGACAGCCCCAAAGCCCUUUCCAAGACCACCCCCAAGGAGCCACCUCCAGUCAAAGUCAAGCCCACUUUCAAGCCCACUGACUCCUCUGCCCCCCGAUUGGGUGAGGACAGCAGCAACCUUGAGGGUCGACUUCUGGGCUCGACACAACCGGUGCCCGUCAGCCUAUCUCCUGUCUCCAAGGUGAAGAGUGACAGCCCUCUUCCGAAGGGUCCCUCCCAUCCUACCAUGAUGGGCUUUGCUGGCAAGAAGGGAGGGAAGAAACUGAAGAUUGAUCUGAAGAAAGGUCCGGAGGGCCUUGGCUUCACCGUGGUGACCAGGGACUCGUCUGUCCAUGGCCCUGGGCCGAUCCUGGUCAAGAACAUCCUCCCACGAGGGGCCGCUGUCAAAGACGGACGCCUGCAGUCAGGCGAUAGGAUCCUGGAGGUGAACGGCGUGGACAUGGCAGGCCGCAGUCAGGAGGAGCUGGUCGCCAUGUUGAGGAGUACCAGACAGGGGGACCCCGUUGUUCUACUGGUGUGCAGACAGGAAGACAUGUUCCUACCUCGAGAACUGAAGGAAGAGGAGGCACGGGCUGUUCUUCUGUCCGAGGAGGGCAAGGAGCAGCUUAUGUUUGAGGUUCCUCUGAACGACACAGGUUCCGCCGGUCUGGGAAUCAGCCUAAAAGGCAAUAAAUCCCGGGAGACAGGAGAGGACCUGGGCAUCUUUAUCAAGUCCAUCAUCCAUGGAGGAGCUGCCUACAAGGACGGCCGUCUGCGUAUGAACGACCAGCUGAUCGCUGUGAACGGAGAGUCCCUCCUGGGCAAGUCCAACCAUGAGGCCAUGGAGACCCUCAGAAGAUCCAUGUCCAUGGAGGGGAACUUAAGAGGCAUGAUCCAGCUGGUGGUUCUACGGGCCCUCGUCCAAUCACAGGAUGCUUACAUCUCUCCAAACCGCUCGUUUGAUGCCUCAGCCCCAGCCAGCCCAGUCCAGCCUCCCGUGGUCAACAGCAUCUCUGACAGAUCUAGUGCCUCCAAUGGGGGUUAUCACCGCGUGGAUGAAGAUGAGGCUGACGAAGAGGUCAACCUCUCAGUGACCCGCCAGGAGUGUCUGAGCCCAGCCCCGGUACCAGGGGAGAGCUCCAGCCGGCCCGACAGACUACAGCUGGCACAGCCACAGUAUCACCAGCACACCAAGAUGUCAAAGUCCUCCAAGAGCAUGGAUCUGGUGGCAGAUGAAAGCAACGUGGGAUCUCUAGCUGGCCCGUCAGAGCCCUCCCCCGCCCUGGACCUCGGCCCUACCCUGGGUCUGAAGAAGUCCAGCUCCUUAGAGAGUCUCCAGACGGCCAUGCUGGAGAUGAGGAAGAACGACCUCCUGCCCUUCCACAGACCCCGCCCACACAUGGUGAGGGGGCGGGGCUGCAAUGAGAGCUUCAGAGCUGCCAUCGACAAGUCCUACGAUGGCCCAGCGGAGGAUGAUGACGAUGACCUGUCAGACCAGAGUUCCGGCCGGGACACUCCAGCCAGCGGUUCCUCACGCCAGGGUGUCGGGGACGCCAUGGAGGAGAGCAAACCCAAGAAAGACAAGAAGAAAAAAGCCAAAGAAAAGAAGAAAGAUAAGCAGAAAGAGAAGGGGAAAGGAAAGGAGAAGAAAGACAAGAGAACAGAAGAUGUGGAGGAGCCAGACAAGAAGUCAAAGAAGAUAGGUUUUGGACUUUUGAGGUUUGGGAAGAAGAAAGAUGAUAAAGAGAGGAAGGUGGAGGCCAAAGCCACUCUCCAGAGGCAGAAGUCAGAAAUACUGAGUGAAGAAGAGCUGGAGAGAAUGAAGGAGGAGAGAGAGAGGAUUGAGGCCAAGCACACUGAGCUGCGAGGGCGUCAGGUCAGAGCGCCAGGGUCGCCUGACGUGGAGGACGAUGACACGGAUCCUAAUUACGCCCGCAUCAGCAACUUCCGAGACAGGACAGAGCACCAGUCCCAGUACAGCAGAGCCCGUACGCCAUCGCCCCAGCGCCCGCCACCCCACGGCCUUGGCCCCUCCCACGCCAGCCAGCCGUCCAGUGAGGACCCGCUGGAUGGGCUGUAUGCCAAGGUGAACAAGCAGAGACAAGCUCCACCUCCGUCCUCGGCUGACAGCAGUGUGGAUCGUGUCCAGCAGCUGAGGAGAGAGUACCAGCUGGCCCGGAGAGAUGGAGCAGCACCACCCUACCAUGAGAUAGACCCCCGACGCAGAGGCCCAGAGUACGACCAGCACCGGAUGCCAGUGAGAGGACCUGGACCUGAUCUGCGUCUGGUCCCCCGAUAUGAAGAGGUGGAGAGACAGUAUGCCUCCCUGCCCAGACGGGCCCCCAUUGACCCUUCAGAGAGGUACCCCGGUCAGCUGCCAGGCUGGGGGGGUCACUACCCCGGCCCACAGCCCUGUUACCCCAACUUCCCCCGUCAGGCAGACCCAGGAUACUACCACCCCCCUCCCACCCAGCCGAGAGGCCCCCUGCGCCAGGACGUCCCCCCCUCUCCCACCCUGCCCCCGCGCGCCCCCCGCUACGACACCAUGACCGGUAGAACAGGGGGGGGGGGCUUCCGCCAGGCUAGCCCGGAGAGGUUCACCUACGGGGGGGACGGAGCCGGCCGACAGGCUGACCCACGUCAGAAGAACCCCAUGACCGCUGCAGUGUGACGCCCCGAUCCCAGCCGGGCUGAGACGCCCCGAUCCCAGCCGGGCUGAGACGCCCCGAUCCCAGCCCCCCUGAGACGCCCCGAUCCCAGCCCCCCUGAGACGCCCCGAUCCCAGCCCCCCUGAGACGCCCCGAUCCCAGCCGGGCUGAGACGCCCCGAUCCCAGCCGGGCUGAGACGCCCCGAUCCCAGCCGGGCUGAGACGCCCCGAUCCCAGCCGGGCUGAGACGCCCCGAUCCCAGCCGGGCUGAGACGCCCCGAUCCCAGCCCCCCUGAGACGCCCCGAUCCCAGCCCCCCUGAGACGCCCCGAUCCCAGCCCCCCUGAGACGCCCC